AAUUUAAUAAAUGGUUGAGAAGACCAACAAGAAGAAAACCGGUGGUCAGCCGCCGGAGAAUGGCGGCAGUGGCGGCGGCAAGAACAAUGUCAACACCGUGGUGUUGAAGGCUGACUUGCAUUGUGAAGGAUGCGUUCACAAAGUGUUGAAGUGCAUUCGCUCGUUCGAUGGUGUGGAUGAUGCUAAUAUCGGCGACGGGCAGCGGAUCACGGUGGUGGGGAAGGUGGAUCCGGCGAAGCUCCGGGAAAGGGUGGAGGAGAAAACCCACAAAAAAAUCGAACUCGUUUCGCCGACGCAAAACAAAAAAGACGACAAUAAAAAUGAAGGUAGUAAUAAAUGUAAAGAAAAUAGCGGCAGCGCCGCCGACAAUGCAAAACAAGACAAGUGCAAAGAAGACGACAAAAACUCGAAAAAUAAAAAUUCCGACGAGAAAAAGUCCAAGCAAAAAGAGAUUCCUGUUUCGACGGCGGUGCUGAAGGUGCAUUUACACUGCGAGGGUUGCAUACAGAAGAUCUGUAAACUGGUCACCAAAACAAAAGGGUACCAGGAUGUGAAGGUUGACCGGCAGAAGGGGAUGGUGACGGUUACCGGCGCCAUUGACAUGAAGGGAUUAGCCCAAGUGCUGAAGAAGCAUCUCAAGAGGGAGGUGGAAGUUACGCCGCCGCCGCAGAAGAAGGAGGCUGAGAAGAAGGAGAAUACCGGCGGCGAUAAGGGGAAGGCUGGCGGCGGCGAUAAGGUAAAGAGCGGCAAUAACAAGGCGGACAGUGGCGGCGGCGGGGAUAAGGUGAAGAGCGGGAGUAGCAAGGGGGAGAGUGGAGGCGGAGGAGACAAGGUGAAGAGCGGCGGCGGAGAUGGCGGUGGAAAUGGUGGCGAGAUGGGUGCCGGCGGGGAGAAGGUGGAAGGGAAUAAGAUUCAGUUUCAAGUCGGGUACCCGUACCCGUAUACAUACGAACCGGGUGUUAUUGACCAGUUCCAUUAUAAUAUGUACGCAUUUGGGCCGUACCACGGCCCUCAAAUGUUUAGUGAUGAGAAUCCAAAUGCUUGUACUAUUAUCUGAUCCACUGUGUAACUAGUAAAAAUAAAUAAAUAUGAGUAUUUAUGUUUUUUAUGGACAAAUUAA
This is a messenger RNA of Erythranthe guttata (spotted monkey flower), 1120 nucleotides long. The record is from RefSeq and is a predicted model, not a curated record. Lineage: Eukaryota; Viridiplantae; Streptophyta; Magnoliopsida; Lamiales; Phrymaceae.